AUGUUGGUUGGGAUAAAAUGCACAUCUCUCCGCACCCUCAGCAUCGCAAACCCAAGCAUUCCCACAAACAAUCACUGCUCUCUGCUAACAUUUCCCAUCGAGCAAUCGAAUACCGCUUCAAGCCUACUGCAAAGCAAGCCCUUCAAGAUGGCUUCAUUUUUCCCUCGCGCUGCGUUCGCAAUCCUCUUCAUUGUUGCCCUGGGAGCUCUGCUUCCCUCUUCCGCCCAUGCUGCGCGUGCUGGUCUUGGCGUGCGCUCCAAGCUCCUGGCAUCUCUCCAAGGGGGGCUCACCACGUGUGCUGCACUCAACGCCCACGUUGGUGCUGACAUUGUAGGAGCCAAUAUCGAUGGCACAGCUGACAUCAGCAUUCUCAGAAGGGGAGCAUCCGUGUAUCUAUCCUACAAGAUCACAGCUCAGGGCUUGACUCAACGCCCAUCCUCCUCGCCUGCCAUCGUCGCCCGUAACCCCUGCUCUCUCCCCUCCUCUCCCUCAACCUCCUCCACUUCCUCCUCCUCCUCGCCUGCUGUUGCCGCAUCUGCUUCCCUGUCUGGAGACGGCUCACUGCACGCCUUCAUCUCUCCCUCCACUGGAGCCACCACCUCCGCCUCUCUCACCGCCACUACAAACCUCCUCAACCCCUCCCUCUCUGCAUCCACCACUGCUGGGGGCGGCACCGCUCUUAACCCAGACGGAUCGCUCUCCACCGCAGGGGGUCUCUCAGCCUCCACCAACCUUCUCAACACGGGAGCCACAGCAGCUGGCAGCACUGACGCCUCCCUCGCAAAAGCCACUGCUUCCGGCUCAGGCUUUAUCGCCGCCUCUACUGCUCUCCUCAACACGACAGCCACUGCGAGCGGUGGUGCCCACGCGUCUCUCCCCAACGCCACUCUCACUGGCUCCGGCUCUCUCUCUGCAUCCACUGGUCUGCUCAACACAUCUGCUCGUGCCGGUGCCGGUGCCGCGGCCUCCCUUCCCAACGGCACUGUUUCAGGAUCCGGUUCUCUCGCUGCUUCCACCGGCCUCCUCAACACAUCAGCUGGGGUGGGAGCCUCAGCCGGGGUCUUCCUUCCCAACGGGACUGUCUCUGGGUCCGGCUCUCUGGCUGCUUCCUCUGGUCUGCUCAACACAUCUGCUGACGUUGGUGCUGGAGUCAACGCAGGCUCGGGCGGUGUCCAAGCCAACCUCGGAGGUUCGGCGAACCUUGACCUCAACCCCGCUGGCGUUGUCUCAGGGAUUGGGGGGGUUAUCUCUGAUGCAGGUGGAGCUGUGGGGAGCGUGGUUGGUUCGGCAGGGAAGGCUGCAGGCUCGGUGGUAGGCUCGGUGGGUAACGCUGCAGGCUCGGUGCUCGGCACUGUGGGCAAGGUGGCCAGUUCGGCAGGGAAAACGGCAGGGUCGGCGCUUGGCUCGGUGCCUUCAAUUCUGUCUCCCCUGGUGGUCCUUCCUGGUGCGUGGGUUAAGGCUGCACAGAACCUCGUUGCCUUCCUGCAGUAG
Molecule: messenger RNA, 1491 nt
Organism: Closterium sp. Yama58-4
Lineage: Eukaryota; Viridiplantae; Streptophyta; Zygnematophyceae; Desmidiales; Closteriaceae
Source: the annotation of a GenBank genome assembly